UGUCGCCGUUGCGGCUUCAGCUAAAUAUGAGUGCAGAUUUUCAACCCUUGCAGUAACGUCGCUCACGUAAUGGACUGGAGAAAUCACGUCUCCCAGUUCCUUUAAUAUGCUCCACGUCCCAGAGCUGAGGGCAUCACCGGACCAGUCUCAAAAUGACCACCGGCUUCAGCUCCGGUUCCUCCCGGUUCGCAGAUUAUUUUGUGAUCUGCGGACUCGACACCGAAAGCGGGCUGGAACCCGACGAACUGUCCGCUUUAUGCCAGUAUAUAGAGGAUACUAAAUUCAGAGAUGGGGCCAGAGGAAAAUUGGCGAGGUCAAACGAAGGUGAGAAUUUUGAGCAGAGUCCAUUACGGAGAACUUUUAAAUCCAAAGUCCUAGCACAUUAUCCUGACAAUGUGGAGUGGAAUCCAUUUGACCAGGAUGCAGUUGGCAUGCUCUGCAUGCCGAAGGGUCUGUCGUUUAGGACGCAGACAGACUCCAGAGAGCCUCAGUUCCACUCCUUCAUCAUCACCAGAGAGGACGGCUCUCGGACCUAUGGCUUCGCCCUCACUUUCUUUGAGGAGGUGACCAGCAAGCAAAUAUGCAGCGCCAUGCAGACUCUUUACCACAUGCACAACGCGGAGCAGUACGACAUCUUGCACACCCCCACCUCCCCAAAAGGACCAGAGAAGCAGGGGCUCCCCCAGACCCGUCCUGUGCUCCACGCCGCUCCGGCAAUCUCCCGCCUGCAGCGCUUCAACUCGUAUGACAUCAGCCGAGACACUCUGUACGUGUCCAAAUGCAUCUGCCUGAUAACGCCCAUGGCUUUUGCUCAGGCCUGCCGGAAGGUCCUGGAGCAGCUUCACCAGGCCGUCUCGUCCCCCUUACCCCCGCCACUGCCACUGGAGAGCUACAUCUACAACAUCCUGUACGAGGUGCCUCUGCCACCUUCAGGGCGCUCGCUCAAGUUCUCGGGCGUCUACGGCCCCAUCGUGUGCCAGAGGCCGAGCACUUCCGAGCUCCCACUCUUUGACUUCGCCAUCAGUGAAAUGUUUAACUUGCUCGGGGUGGAGAACGUUCUGCAGCUGUUUACAUGCGCCCUGCUGGAGCUGCAGAUCCUGCUCUACUCGCAGCAUUACCAGAGGCUGAUGACUGUGGCGGAGAGCAUCACGGCCCUCAUGUUCCCCUUCCAGUGGCAGCAUGUCUAUGUUCCCAUUCUGCCCGCUUCCCUCCUGCAUUUCCUGGACGCUCCGGUGCCGUACCUGAUGGGCCUACACUCAAACGGGCAGGAUGACCGCACAAAGCUGGAGCUGCCACAGGAGGCUAACUUGUGUUUCGUGGACAUUGAUAAUCAGUUCAUUGAACUGCCAGAGGAGCUGCCGCAGUUUCCCAACAAGCUGGAGUUCAUCCAGGAGAUCUCAGAGGUGCUCAUGUCCUUUGGCGUGUCUCCAGAGGGAAACGUUCACUCCAGCAACAGCCAGGCCAGGUACACCUUCCGAUCUGUCGACAUGGUGUCCGACAACCGCAACGGCAACCUGGGGCUACCUCUCAGCUCUUACCCGCUGAGGGAGAACGAGACCAUCGCCCGGCUACAGGCGCUGGUCAAGAGGACCGGGAUCAGCCUGGGGAAGUUGGAGGUGAGGGAGGAUGCCAGCUGCAACAAAGAUCCACGGGCUCAGUGUGACGAGGAAGAGCUAAAGAUGCACCAGCUCAACAUCCAGGUGCGUGAAGUCUUUGCCAACCGAUUCACGCAGAUGUUCGCCGACUACGAGGUGUUUGUCAUCCAGCCGAGUCAUGAUAAAGAGUCCUGGUUCACCAACAGAGACCAGAUGCAGAACUUCGACAAGGCCUCCUUCCUGUCUGAUCAACCAGAGCCCUACCUGCCCUUCCUGUCACGUUUCCUUGAGACUCAGAUGUUUGCCUCUUUCAUCGAUAGCAAAAUUCUUUGUCACGAUGAUGAGGAAAAGGAGCACACGCUGAGGGUGUUCGAUGGUCGCGUGGACAAGAUCCGCAUGCUGAACGUUCGCACACCGACGCUGCGGACCUCAAUGUACCAAAAAUGCACCAACAUCGAAGAAGCUGACGAGCCAAUUAAAAAACGUUUUGAAAAAGCUGAUUUUGUCGCUGCCGGACCGCAGGUUAUUGGACUGAAGAAAAGCAAGACCAACGAUCAGAAAGCCAUUGAGAUGAGAGUGGCGAAGAUCGACCAUACCGCCCUGCAUCCCCACCUGCUGGACAUGAAGAUCGGUCAGGGCCGCUACGAGCAGGGCUUCUUCCCCCGCCUGCAGUCAGACGUGCUCUCCACGGGACCAACCAGCAAUAAAUGGGCUAAGAGAAGCGCUCCUGCUCAGUGGAGGAGGCGAGACCGACAGAAGCAGCAUGCGGAGCACCUUUAUUUGGACAAUGACCAGAGAGAGAAAUACAUCCAGGAAGCCCGAAACCUGGGAACCACCAUCAGACAACCGAAGCUGUCCAACCUGUCGCCCUCCGUCAUCGCUCAGACCAACUGGAAGUUUGUUGAAGGGCUGUUGAAGGAGUGCAGGAACAAGACGAAGCGCAUGCUUGUAGAGAAGAUGGGUCGGGAGGCUGUAGAGUUGGGUCACGGCGAGGUCAGCAUUACGGGCGUUGAGGAGAACACCCUGAUCGCGAGUCUCUGUGAUCUGCUGGAAAGAAUCUGGAGUCACGGGCUGCAGAUUAAACAGGGUAAAUCAGCCUUAUGGUCCCACCUCCUGCAUUAUCAGGACAGCAAAGAGAAGAAUGCCACUCCAGGCGGGUUGGGACCUCCAGGCUUCAUUCACGACACGGAGCGGAGGAAAUCUGACGGCGGUGGAUCAGCCAUGCCCCCUCUGAGGAUCUCACUGAUUCAGGACAUGAGACACAUCCAGAAUAUCGGUGAGAUCAAGACUGAUGUGGGCAAGGCCAGAGCCUGGGUCCGCCUCUCCAUGGAGAAGAAGCUCCUUUCCAGACACUUGAAGCAGCUCUUGUCAGACCACGAGCUAACAAAAAAACUGUACAAGCGUUACGCCUUCCUCAGAUGUGACGAUGAGAAGGAGCAGUUCCUCUACCACCUGUUAUCCUUUAAUGCCGUCGAUUACUUUUGCUUCACCAACGUCUUCACUACGAUCAUGAUCCCUUACCAUGUGGUGAUUGUUCCCAGCAAAAAGCUAGGCGGCUCCAUGUUCACAGCCAACCCCUGGGUGUGUGUUUCUGGGGAGCUGUCAGAAACUGGAGUUUUGCAAGUACCCAGAAACACUUUGGAGAUCACUUUUGAGUGUCAGAACCUCGGAAAACUAACUACAGUGCAGAUGGGCCACGAUAACUCAGGACUGUACGCCAAGUGGCUUGUGGAGUGCGUCGUGGUCCGUAACGAGAUCACUGGGCACACCUACAAGUUUCCAUGUGGCCGCUGGUUGGGGAAAGGCGUGGAUGAUGGAAGUCUGGAGAGAAUACUUGUUGGGGAGCUGAUGACCCCCACCACGGAGAACGACGAGAGGAUGUGCCGCACACCACCUAUGCAGCAAUCUCCUGGGAUGAUGAGGAGAUUUGUUACCAUCUCACCAAGCAGCAAACCAAAGUUAAACACAGGCCAGAUCCAGGAGGGGGUGGGAGAGGCCAUCAAUGGGAUUGUGAAGCACUUCCACAAACCGGAGAAGGAGAGGGGCAGCCUGACUCUGCUGCUGUGCGGGGAGUACGGUCUCGUCUGGGCUCUAGAGCAAGUUUUCCUGCACGGUUUCAAGUCCCCUCGACUUUUCAAGAACAUCUUCAUCUGGGACUUUUUGGAGAAGGCUCAAGUAUACUUUGAAAGUGCUGAACAACGGGAGGCGACUCCAGAUGAAAACUGGCAAACCAGAGUGCGCCACUUCUGUCGAUUCAUGCGGGCCAUCAACAGCACGUCGAGAAACAUCGGCAAGGACGGAAAGUUCCAGAUGCUCGUCUGUCUGGGAGCAAGGGACCAUUUGCUGCAUCACUGGAUCGCUCUGCUCGCAGAUUGUCCAAUCACCUCCCAGAUGUACGAGGACGUUGCACUGAUUAAGGACCGCUCACUGGUAAACUCCCUGAUCCGAGUGCUGCAGACUCUGCAGGAGUUUAACAUUACCCUGGAGGCUUCAUUAAUCAAAGGCGUUGGCAUCUGAAACCAAACCACUGUCUUCAUCAGUCGUACCCAAAAAGGAAUAUCACUGAGGACCACUAAGAAGAAAAAGGAAUAAAUGAACAUUUUUUAUGCAGGAGCAGACUUGAACAAAGAACACUUUCUGGCUUAAUAAAGCUACUUUCACAUUUGCCAUAUGUUAAGUGCAAUGAGCCUUUCAAGAUUUGUUAUUUUUAUCCUGGAUGGUGAUAACGAUGCCAUUAGAUGUUAAAGAAUUAUGUUUUCUAUUAUGGACCAUGGUUUUCACAAUGAGGGUUGACCUUGUGCUCUAAUGUUUUACUGAAAGCUCAAUAUUUUCAUUGUUGCCGUGACUCGAUGACAGCAGUUAUAUUUAAGGGAAAGCUAGGAUUAAAACUGUUAAUAUAUUUUGAGAUAAAACAGUAUUAUUUUGUUAAAUCAGUGACGUUGCUUGCUCUGUUGUCAAAUCUGAUUUUUAAAUGUCAUAAUGCAGAGUUUAAAGCAAACGGUGUAGAAGUAUGCUUUAUAAGUAUGCGUAUGGCAGGGUGACUCAUGGAGACAUAAGGGAAUUUAAGUUUGAGUCUUUCCCAGGCAAACAUACAUACAUGUAUGUAUGCAAAUUUCUACAUGGAACGCCUUCACCUGAAGAAAAGGUCAUCCUAGCAUGAUGAGACUAUGCGGCUCUAGCCUGUGCCCAGUCACAAACGGUAUGAUCAACUGGAUUCGGGAAGAUCAAACCUAGUCUUGUGCUCUAAGAGAUGCUUGACACUGUUAUUUUUGCAAAGUGGUUCACAACUUCAGCCUUCAGUGUAUAUACCUCCCAGCAGCCCUUUCAUAUUACCAUCAUUGCAGCCCUUACACUACAUGUACUCUGUUCUUCUAACUACAAUCUGAUGAAAGGAGUCGUUCCAGUGCUGACUUCUGACCUCCUAAUAAUUGUGUGAAGAGCUCAAAGGACUGUUUUUAUUUCCACACCCUUGAUCCUAAUUUUUAUUUUAUUUUUGUCACCAUGGUUUCUGGCUAUGCAAUACCCACAAGAGAAAGACUGCGAUUUUACUGUUCUCUCCCCAUCCACAUAGAGAUUAACUUUUAACUUGCAGAAAAAGAGUUUUGACCAACUUCUUUUUGUGUGCCAAUGGCUUCUGGUAUGACUGUGUUGUACUCAUCUGUGUACGACCCAUAUGAGCAUCUUGGGAGAUAUAUAUUUUUCUUUUCCAAUACAGUUGUACAUUUAUCAACAUACUUGUGUAGUGUUUACUAAGUGAGCAACCAUGUACAGUGUAAAAAAAAAUAUUAAGAAUAAAGCAUCUGUAAAGUAUUUUUCUGGAAUUG
Molecule: messenger RNA, 5419 nt
Organism: Cyprinodon variegatus (sheepshead minnow)
Lineage: Eukaryota; Metazoa; Chordata; Actinopteri; Cyprinodontiformes; Cyprinodontidae
Gene: dennd5a
Product: DENN/MADD domain containing 5A
Exons: 24
Coding region: 153-4112 (1319 amino acids)
Molecular function (GO): small GTPase binding; guanyl-nucleotide exchange factor activity
Source: RefSeq, a predicted model, not a curated record